AUGCAUGACAAGUCCUGCAGAUGUACAAAUGUCAGAGGAACUGCAUGUAAGGGCCAAGCCCUCAAACAAAUUGCUGCACAGCAAGUGAGCUCCAGCGGUCACCUUCAGCCCCGGGGCGGUGUGCCCCUGGACCAGAGGCUGGGGAAGGGGCGGAGCGUCACGCUCAGCCCUGUAAUGCCUGGCAGCCCCUCCGGCUGCUCGGCACACCCAGAGGCAGCGGAGGCAGCUGAGGCGAGGCUGUCCACGGCUGUCUGUCCUGCGCUGCUGGAGAAGUGUUCAGCAAUGGCCGAGAGCUCAGCUGCAACAGCGGCAGUGACGGCAGCACCAACCGUGCUAGAUGAGCUCCUGGAGAUCACAGCUCAGAGCCUGGUGCGCACCGAGGUGGCUGAGCACUAUGAGGUUAUACGGGAGCUGGGCAGGGGCAAGUAUGGCCACGUGGUGCUAGUGACCCACAGGCAGAGAGGGACACCAAUGGCUCUCAAAUUGCUGCCCAAAGCUAGUACCAAGCUGCACACCUUCCUCUAUGAGUACUGCGUGGCACUCUCCCUUGCCACCCACCCUGCUAUAAUUAGCAUGUUUGGAAUUGCAAUUGAAUCCAGCCAGUACUAUGGUUUCCUCUAUGAACCAGCGCUGCACAAAGACCUCAUCUCUAUCAUCAAACCCCGGGAUGGGAUCCCUGAACCGGCUGCCAAGCAGUGUGCCAAGCAGCUUGUGAGUGCACUGGAGUUCAUCCACAGCCGGGGGCUCGUGUACCGUGAUGUCAAGCCUGAGAACGUACUGCUCUUUGAUCCUGAGUGCCGGCGCAUCAAACUGACUGACUUCGGGCUUACACGGCCCAAGGGUACCAAGCUCAAGCUGGUAGCUGGGGUAAUCCCCUACACCGCCCCUGAGCUGAGCAACACCGCUGAUGCCCAGGGAGUGCCCAUCGACACCAGCUUGGAUGCCUGGGCCUUUGGCGUGCUGCUGUUCUGCCUGCUGACUGGCUACUUCCCCUGGGAGCAAAGCCUGCCCGACGACCCUUUCUUUGAGGACUUCAUGCUCUGGCAGGAGACGGGCCUGGAGGAGAACCUGCCUCGCCACUGGAAACGCCUGACAGCGGAGGCUGCCCUCAUGUUGCGGAGCCUGCUGGCCCUUGAUCCUGCCAAGCGGGGCCCUGUUGGCGGCGCUCUGCGCUAUGUUGAUUGCCCCUGGCGGCUGGAGGACGGGUGCAGUGAGGGGGCUGCUGUGAAGCCCUAAAGCCUGCUCUCCAUGGGGGAGGGAAGGCAAGUCUCACCCUGCAAGGAGCUUCAGGGUUGGAGGCAUCAAGGUGGGCCUCCAGCAAAGCAGCUGUGAGAGACCAUGGUAACUCCGAGAGCAACUUCUCCACAGCACCGUCCAUGCCACCAUGGAGCUGAGCUCCUUCCCCAUAUGAUGGUCCUCACCAGCACUGCUCAGCACUGCCCAGUGCCACCUCCUUGUACUUCCCUGGGACUUGAAAAUAUCUCCUUUCUCUUGCAAGUGGUGGUCCUUGUGUGAAGCACCCACUUUCUUCCUGGUCUCUCAGGGGUGGUUUCUAGGGGCCGCAAUGCCUGUCUUGUCCUUGAAAUAGAGCAAGAUAUUUAUCUAUCUUUGUGUUUCUGUAUGUGGCUCUUUUUCUGUCAUAAUAAAAUGGGGGCUGUUUGCUGUGGGAGAGCAUGGGCAUGACAAAGCCUUUGGCCAUCUCAAAGCAGGGGCCUCUCCAUGCUGCCUGGGCCUGCACCAGGUCCUUUAAAGGGUGUCUUCAGACAGGUGGGGUUGAGGUGCUGGGAGCCCCCAGUAUGUCACUGUGGACAGUAUCUGGGGACUCAUAAUGGUGCUGUGAAGGUGCUGGAAGUCACUGAGGUGGGGUGUUGGAGGACCAGCUGAGGGACCUCAGCCUCAACUUGGUAGAAGCAAGUGGAUAUGGCAGGAUGUUCACGGGGUGCUGUGAGGAAAAAAGCACAGGAAAAAGGUGGAGGGGAGCCAUCUGUGUGUGAGGACUGUGGCAAUGUUGAUCUGUGCCUUGCCUCUGGAGCUCUAAAACAUAGCUAGCUCUGGUUUGGCCUCAUCUUUGCCGCUCAAAUUCCCUCUGCACAUCUGUCAGCAUACAGAUAACUAUCAUGGGUUCCUGCACAAACCGUUUGAGGAUUUUCCUGUCAGCAGAGUUAGACAUAAGGCUUAUC
Molecule: messenger RNA, 2180 nt
Organism: Cygnus olor (mute swan)
Lineage: Eukaryota; Metazoa; Chordata; Aves; Anseriformes; Anatidae
Product: serine/threonine-protein kinase SBK2-like
Biological process (GO): peptidyl-serine phosphorylation; peptidyl-threonine phosphorylation
Molecular function (GO): ATP binding; protein serine/threonine kinase activity
Source: RefSeq, a predicted model, not a curated record